UAAAAAAAAAGUAGAAAAAAACUACGCCACGGAAAUAAAUCUCCAAACAAGCGUCAAUAAUUUCGGGUAUCAGAAAAAGAUAAACACAUUUCGAAAACCAACAACAUAAAUCCUAAAUUAUCUACUAGCUGCAUUUAGCGUACGAAAAUCGCACUAGCAAAACGCAAAGAAAUUAGCGUUAGAUCCAGGCACAGUCUCGUACAAGGAAAACAUGGCACGCGGUCACCAGAAGAUCCAAUCGCAAGCAAAGGCUGCUGAUAAGCAGGCCAAGAUGAAGAAGCAGCAAGGCCACAGUGCAAACGACCAAAAGAAAGCUGCCAUGAAGGCGCUGGUCUAUGUGUGUGCCGUGUGCAAGUCUCAAAUGCCAGACCCCAAGACAUAUAAGCAGCACUUUGAGAACAAGCAUCCAAAGAACGAUAUGCCGGAGGAAUUGAAGGAUGUGUAAUCUGUGGCAAUCUAUUGACAACGCUACAACAACAAUGCAGAUUUAUAUCAACAACUAAGCGACGAGUUGCCUACCAGUACGAAUAUAAAAAAAACAAUAAACUUUAGAAAACAAUCAUCGUUUUGGGGGUGAAAUGAAA
Molecule: messenger RNA, 584 nt
Organism: Drosophila busckii
Lineage: Eukaryota; Metazoa; Arthropoda; Insecta; Diptera; Drosophilidae
Product: zinc finger protein 706
Exons: 3
Coding region: 212-445 (77 amino acids)
Source: RefSeq, a predicted model, not a curated record